AUGUUCAAGCGAUACCAGAACUGGUCGGGCUUGCAGGGCUCGCAUUCGUCGGACGAGGACGACUCGAGCGACGACGAGAUCGAGCAGCAGCAGCAGCAGCAGCAAACCAAGACCACUGCCAAGCGUGCACACGAGAGUGCUGCUGAAGCAAAGGCGGCAGUCGGCAUGGGCAGCGGCAGCGGCACGGCGGCUGGGCGGCGAUCCUUGACACAUGGAGCAGCAGCGAUCCAUGCGGACAAGAAGACCAAGCUGAGCGACGAUCAGGACAAUCAAGAAGAUGACGACGAAGAUGACGAUGAAGACGAAGAUGAAGACGAAGAUGAAGACGAGGAGGAGGACGAGGACGAAGACGAGAACGAGGACGAGGACGAUGAUGAUGAACACGAGGACCAAGAUGGCGAGGAUGAUGACUUGGACUCGGACGACAUGGACGAAGAUGGCAGCGACAUUGCAAGCGAUCUGGACGAGGACGAGGACGACGGUGACGAGGAAGACGGUGACGACGACGACGACGAUGAACAGCAGGAGGAAAUCUCGCUCUGGCCACCACGCAUGAGCAAGGAACGGGAACAACGCAGGGAAGCGUUCGCAGCCCGCCAAUGCCCGACAUGUCCGCAUAAGGUGCUUGUCUCGCAGCGACAGUACGACUCGCACAUUGCUGGAAAG
Molecule: messenger RNA, 666 nt
Organism: Capsaspora owczarzaki ATCC 30864
Lineage: Eukaryota; Filasterea; Ministeriida; Capsasporidae
Exons: 1
Source: RefSeq, a predicted model, not a curated record